Messenger RNA from Monomorium pharaonis (pharaoh ant), 2745 nucleotides. It is a transcript of the gene Dtd, whose product is annotated as D-aminoacyl-tRNA deacylase 1. Gene Ontology annotation, biological process: tRNA metabolic process. The record is from RefSeq and is a predicted model, not a curated record. Gene Ontology annotation, cellular component: cytoplasm; Golgi apparatus. Gene Ontology annotation, molecular function: D-tyrosyl-tRNA(Tyr) deacylase activity. NCBI's taxonomy places the organism in Eukaryota, Metazoa, Arthropoda, Insecta, Hymenoptera, Formicidae. Bases 766 to 2745 code for a protein of 659 amino acids. The transcript is spliced from 11 exons.
UGUGAUGAAAAUAACAUCCGGUUUAUCUCAGUAAUCACAUAUAAGACCAAAGACAGAGAAUGAAAAAACAAUCAAGUAAUAUUUGAUUUGUGGCUUAAGUCAAAUUAAACAUUCACUUUGAUCUGAAUAAAUUUAUUACUAUUUUUGCAUGAAAUUUAUUAUUUGUAUUGCUGAUAUUCAUGAUUGAUUAAACGAACGAUCCUUCAAUCGCUAAUAAUGGACCAAUUGUCUCUCUAUUCUAUUCUACACGGUACACCUUCAUGAAAUUGCAUUUUGAGAACCUCUGCCUUAUGAGAGCGCGCGUAUUGUAUUGUGUCACUAACUACUGCGUUCGCGCUCCGAGAGAAAAGGAGAUACUUAUCAGCACGGAUGUAACGUGGAACUACGAGUAUCGUAAACGGAGAUUAAAUUAAAUAGUUUCUGACAGUUUUCGACAUGAAGGCUGUAAUACAACGAGUGUCGAAGGCUUCAGUUUCAGUGUAAGAAAGAUACUGAAUACAAAAAUUUUUGAUGACGACAAGGGUAAAAGAUGGGCCGCAAGUGUAGCAGAUAAGAAGUACGAAAUAUUGUGUAUUAGUCAGUUCACAUUGUACCAUGUAUUGAAGGGGAAUAAGUUAGACUUUCACAGAGCGAUGCCUGCCCAAGAAUCAGAACCCUUUUAUAUGAAUUUCCUUGCUGAGCUUCGUAAAAACUAUAUCCCGGAAUUGGUCAAAGAUGCUGACUGGUGAAUUGUAACAUUUGAUAGUUUACCUUUAAUAAUCAAUAAUGGCAAUGUCUGAAGAGAAAAAGGAUCUUGUGCAAAAUGAAAAUAACAAAUUGAAAGGACAAGAUCAAGAUAAGAAGAUCGCAGAGACUAGUGCAAAAAAUACAGACGAAAUAGGAAAACUAAAAGCAGAUGAAUUGUCCAUUCAUAAAAAUGAUACAUCUAUUAUUAAUCAACGACAGACACGCGAGAGUCAAACAGAUCCUGAGGAUACAGAAACGAUAGAGCAACUAAAAAAUCAGCUGGGUAUAUUAAUGAAUCAGUUGGCCAUUCUAUCGGCAGAAAAAUCGAAAAUGGAAGCAAACUUUCAAAUGGAUAAGAAGCAAUUAAGAAGCGAACGCAACGAAUGUGAAAAAGUAAUUAAAGAUCUGAAAGACAGGUUGAAGAAGGCCCAAAAUGUUAAUCAUUCCGAAAUCGAGCAAGUAAAGUGCAAAUUAAUUAUGGAACGGCACGAGAGAGAGAAAGAACAUGCCGACCUUGUCAAAAAAAUAAAAGAAUUGCAGAAAUUACUAUAUGACGAGCAACGCAGUAAAGAACAUUUGGAAGGGCAAUUGAAGACGCAUCUUGCAAAUAAGACGCAAUGCAAGAUUCUCGAGGCCGAACUAGAAAUUACAAAGACCAAGCUUAAACAGGCUGAAGAAGCAGCGAAAGAGACACCACCGCUUCUUCUUUCUCUACAAGCCGAGAUGGCAGUAAUGAAGAAGCAACACCUGAACGCGAUUCGUGAAGAACAGAAAAGAGCUGCCGCUGCGGAACAGCAAGCGAGAGGAUCGGUUAUGAUACACGAGGCGAGAGUGGCUGGUUUGGAAGCUCGAUUAGCUGAACUUUCCGAAAUCGUUGGUGGCUAUGAUAGAUUGAGGCAACAGGACCAAUUAGCCAUUCAGAAAUUGAAGGACCAAUUGGUUGCUUUGCAGGACACCGAACACAAUGAAACUGUAACGUCAAGUAGCCAGCCAGAGGAAAUUAUUUUCAAAAUAAAGUCUCUGUAUACUCGCUUACUGGAUCUUGACAAUAAAAAGAAAGAUUCGGCCUACAUAAAAUCGUUAUUAAAUAGUUUGGAUUUGCGCGAAGAACAUUCUGAUUAUAAAGAGAAAUAUGACAUUCUUUUACAAGAAUUUGAAGAUUAUAAGCAUCAAGUAAUGUGCAAAUAUAAUGUCCCAUCUAACGCACUUCGUAAUACUCAACAACAAAGACAUAGUUUGUCUCUGAUGCACGAUAAGGAUAAUGAUAAAACUCAAUUAAACCUUCUUAAGGUUCAUAAUAGUAACUUGGAGGAAAGAAUACGUAUGAUAAAUAGUGAAAUGUUAAAUAAAGAAAGAGCUUUGCAUGAACAAUUAGAGCAUCAACAAAAGCUAUUUCAAGAAGAACAUUCAAAACUAGAGCAUACGUUGCAUCAAAAAGAUAACGAGUAUCGCAAUAGAAUAUCCAUACUAGAACAACAACUAUUGCGACAAAGAGAGAGAUCUAUGGCUCUUGUGGAGGAAAAGGAUAAAGAGAUAUUGACCCUGAAAACAUCAUUUCGCGCGCUAUUACCUAACAAGGAGACCGUUGCUACAACAGAAAAUAAUGCUCAUUUGAAGAUAUAUGAAAAUACCAUUGAGCCGACUACUGAUUUGGUAACAGGUUUGUUGACAAAUGACAGUCCUCCGAUACUGCAUUACACUCAGGAAUUGGCCAGAAAAGAAGUGCAAGUGUCAUCAUCAAGGAAAAAAAUUCUGGAGUUAGAGGCAACAUUGAGAGAGCAACAGAGAGAAAUGCUCCAUACAAAAGAACAACAACAGGAAGAGGUUAAAAAAUUGAAGGCACAUAUUACUAGGUUGGAGGCGUGCAAGUCAAGAGAAGGUGCUAAUUUAGAAUAUCUGAAGAAUGUAUUCAUAAAUUACUUGACAACCAACGAUGCAUCGAGCAAAGGGCAUAUGUUAAAUGCCAUUUCGACUGUAUUGCGUUUCACACCCGAUGAGCUGAGUAAAGUUAAACAUUAA